AUGGGGUCUCUUAGGGACUUAAAAGAUAUGUUUUUUAGCAUCAACAACCCAGAUUUGGUAACUCAGACAACAAUGGUGGUCGCCUGUGCAAAGUUAGGAGAUAUCAAAUUCACACGCCAACAGUUUGAAAUAACGCUCGACCGAGAUGUGAUUGCCUGGAACGCAAUGAAAGCAGGGUACGUGCGUUUCGGGGAGCCUUUAAACGGACUCGAACUGUUUAACGCAAUGGAAAUGAAAGAAAAGAAUGUGUACACAUGGAGUGGUGCCAUGGGAGGACUAGCCAUGCAUGGUUAUGGUAAAGAGUAUCUUGACCUUUUUACCCUUAUGCAACAAGAAAACAUCACACCAAAUGAGGUCACUUUCCUUUCAAUCUUAAAGGCUUGUAGUGUAGCGGGUCUUGUUGAAGAAGGUUGGAAGCAUUCUAAAUCUAUGACCAAAGACUUCAUCCAGAGUAUGUCAUGUGCACCGAUUGCUGAAGCAUGGGGUGCACUGCUAAAUCCUAACAGGAUUUAUAAAAAUGUGGAAAUGGCUAAACUUGCGUCUAGAAAGAUGGAGGAAUCAGAGGCUAACAAUGAAGGUGCGUAUGUGGAGUUGUCGAAUGUUUUUGCCGAUUUUAAGAAUUUGAAUGGUGUUGAUGUUGUGAGGCAUAAAAUGAAGUCGAAAGCUGUUGUCAAGAAUUAA
Molecule: messenger RNA, 681 nt
Organism: Lactuca saligna
Lineage: Eukaryota; Viridiplantae; Streptophyta; Magnoliopsida; Asterales; Asteraceae
Source: the annotation of a GenBank genome assembly